GGGCUUGACGCUUUGUGGCAUGAAUGUACUUUCCAUCGUAGGGAGAUUGAUCAUAGGAUGGAUGGGGAUGGCAAAAGGGUAGAAUGGAAAAGGCCACGGUUUUUCGUUUUGCAACUGCUGUCAUCAUGGUGACCAUGGUGACCACUAUCUCGACGAUUACCGUGCUGUUCAAGGGACAGCUGGUGCUCUUCCCGGCAAGUGGAAGUUGGCUUUUUCCAAGUACAUGCUCGUGGCAGCUCGUCUUAUUCUGGAUUACUAUCUUGCUGUAUAGUGCCUCCUUUGCAAGCCCACAACUCUUCCAGUGGGUAUCUUUGCAGGACACCUUCCUCCCCGUUCCAACAGAACCCAGUCAGACACGAGAGAGGGGGAAAGGCCGAAUUAGAGGCCAACCCGAUGCUCCACCCUUUUUCCUGACCCAAUGCAACUGCUAAACUUUAGAGGCUAGAAUGCAAUCCGAACGACAUGUUUGAAUAACAAAUUACAAAGAGAAAGAGAAAGGAUUAGUGAGUGGACUGAUACUGUGUUGCGCUAGGAUCAUUCGCAGAGAUCAUACAACGAAUGAAUGCUUGUGAGGAGG
Messenger RNA from Phialemonium atrogriseum, 577 nucleotides. RefSeq lists its product as uncharacterized. The record is from RefSeq and is a predicted model, not a curated record. The transcript has a single exon. Lineage: Eukaryota; Fungi; Ascomycota; Sordariomycetes; Cephalothecales; Cephalothecaceae. Bases 84 to 431 code for a protein of 115 amino acids.